AUGGGGAUCGUCCUGGGUCGUGUCAACGUGGAGACGCCGCGAUUCGCGGUGGAGGCGAAGACGGACGCGUUUGAGAUUCGGCGAUACCCUCCGCAGAUGGUGGCGGAAGUGACAUAUGACGGUGACCACCAGAGCGGCAUCAAUACAGCCUUCUCCGCGCUAGCAGGGUACAUAGGCGCGCUCUCUGCUCCUCAGAACCGAGCUGCUCUUGCCCAUUCGGACAGCACAGGGGAGGGGGGUGAGAAAAUUGCCAUGACUGCUCCUGUGCUCACACAUGCAGGAGGAGAGAGGGGAGGAGGAGAUGGAGGAGGAGGGGAUGUGGGAGAGAAGAGCAGUGCUGCUGGUGAGAAGAUCGCCAUGACUGCUCCUGUGCUCACACAUGUUGGAGGAGGGGAAGGAGGAGGAGAUGGAGGAGGAGGAGGGGAUGGGGCAGGGAGACACACUGUUUCUGGAGAGAAAAUUGCUAUGACUGCUCCUGUGCUCACACACUCUGGAGCAGGGGAAGGAGGAGGAGGAGAUGUGGGAGGGGAAAGCAGCGCUGCUGGAGAGAAGAUUGCCAUGACUGCUCCUGUGGUGACAGGCACGCAAGUAUUGGCAGUUCUGCAAACAGCAAGCAUAUCUGCCAGCAAUCAAGCACUUACACAGAGAUGA
Closterium sp. Naga37s-1 is the source of this 651-nucleotide messenger RNA. The record is from the annotation of a GenBank genome assembly. Lineage: Eukaryota; Viridiplantae; Streptophyta; Zygnematophyceae; Desmidiales; Closteriaceae.